GUGAGCUGCGUGUACGGUUUUCUCUUUGAAUUCAGGGUGUGGGCGAGGGCCAGGAGACUUUUGAAAUGUCCAACUUGAGAAAGUAAAAGAUCUCGGUGUGGGGCGGAGAAAAAAUGGCCCAAGCUCCUCUGUGGACACUUGAGCCCCUUUAUCCGCUCGGCGGUGUCAUUGGAUUCCGGUGAGCUAAUACGUAUAGUCCGUAUUACCUACCUCCGUAGAAGCACACAAAGAAUGAUUUCUUCAUAGAAAGAAGAGGUCCCAGAAUGAAAUUUCUCCCAACAUUUCUCCUAUUUAUCACCGCCGAUUCGUGGUCAAGUUGUGCUACCGUCGAGUUUGAGGACAUGUCCGUGGACCACUGGGAACUGCUGAUCGGCGCAAAUUCAAAGGAACUACAUUACGACUUUUGCAAGUAUAACGCGACAAGUAAUGGAAGACAGUGCAAAAGUUUUCCAAAGAUCGCCUCAAUAGACAUUAGAAAGGUGUGCCACUGCUCCGUCCAACACAACGAAACCGAAGCUGGCUCCUUCAUUUUCAGCAUCAUCUGCAACAGCAAUUCAAGUUGGUGCCCCAAGAAUCUAAUCCUUCAAUACCAGCAAGGCUCCAUUGAGAAACCAUCAGCGGCCAAAGAAAUUUCAGGAACUUCCAUCAUUUUGGUCCUGUCCCUUACAGCCAACGUUUGUUUGGUCAUUUUAGUUGGAGUGUUGGUCAAGUGCCGAGACCGAGUGCAUUCUUAUUGCACGCAGAAGUGGCGGCAAUACGUCAACAGGUCUCAAAAUGAACCAAACCACGAAGCAACUGAAGAGGCGGUCGCUUUCCAGGAUGCAAGUCCUUCUUUCGUCCAACCACCUCACACUUAAAAUAUUGGUAUAUUUUGACCUGAUUACUGAGGCACGAGAAAAAUCACACGUUGUCACGAGUUUUGGGAGGCCCCCGUUUAAACAUAAUUUUUAUUUUUAUUUGAUCUAUUUUGACUGGAAAUUUGCAUAUCUUGAUUAUUCAACGUCGGGAGCCACGCGAGGCCACAAGCCGAGAAUAAGCAGGAUAUGCAGCGGUUAUCAAUCUAGGUAAUUUUCUAUGAGCUUUAAGGCAGUUAAAGGGUGCUCCUCAGCGAACCCUGAAGUAUAUGCCGGCAUUGUGUGGUUCUAGUAUUUCUAGGACACGUGAAAUUCACGUACUUGCGGAAGAGUUGAUUCAUAAUUAUAUAAGGUGAUAAUCACAUAAAUAACAAUUUAAUUAUAGUCAGCAAGCAUUUUGUUCUUGACAAAACGGUUUUAGGGUACAUUUUUAAGACUUAGCUACUAGCGCCACUUACAAUGAGUAUAAACACAUAAUUCCCACUUGAUCUCGACUUUCAUUGUAUACGUUUUUCAAAGCCGUUUUAAAGAAUUAGGCUGUAAAUCUUGGAUUUUUUUCUAAUUUAACCACACCUAAUUCCAAAAAUACGGUAUUUUACAAAUGAUACAUGAUAGGUUUUAGUAAUAUUUGCUAAAGCUUCUUUUUAUAAUUAAACGGGCGUAUUUUACCCGCUUUUAUUAUAAAUUCUGAUGUUUGAUUGCUAUUUCUUUACAAAAGCGUGUGAGAAUGUUGAGGAUUUCCAAAUACUUAAUUGAGCUAUCACAAAGAACAACAUUAUUUUCCUGUUUUGACAUCCCACCUUUUACUUAUAUAUGUAUACAGAAAUAAAUUUAAGAUGUAUACAAAUGCAUCAAAUAUUGUUACUAAUUUAUUCACAAAAAUACAAGGGUUUUCUCCCCAUCUGAUUUU
Messenger RNA from Cloeon dipterum, 1764 nucleotides. RefSeq lists its product as uncharacterized. Bases 264 to 857 code for a protein of 197 amino acids. Lineage: Eukaryota; Metazoa; Arthropoda; Insecta; Ephemeroptera; Baetidae. The transcript is spliced from 5 exons. The record is from RefSeq and is a predicted model, not a curated record.